Hevea brasiliensis (rubber tree) is the source of this 1509-nucleotide messenger RNA. RefSeq names its product pectate lyase. Bases 84 to 1295 code for a protein of 403 amino acids. NCBI's taxonomy places the organism in Eukaryota, Viridiplantae, Streptophyta, Magnoliopsida, Malpighiales, Euphorbiaceae. The transcript has 4 exons. The record is from RefSeq and is a predicted model, not a curated record. Gene Ontology annotation, molecular function: pectate lyase activity.
UAUAAUCCCUACCCUUUCUGCAAUGUCACCCCACCCCUCUCCUCCUACCUAGCUACUGAACACGAAGAAGAAAAAGAAGAAAAAUGUCUACUAGCACUUUUUUCCUCCUCUUCUUCUUCUCCAUUCUAACCCCACGUUUCGUUUUCUCUUCCCUAGUUCCGGAUCCUGAGCUAGUUGUACAAGAGGUACACAGGAGCAUCAAUGCCUCGAGGAGGAACCUUGCCUUCCUCUCAUGUGGAACCGGCAACCCCAUCGACGACUGCUGGCGGUGCGACCCCAACUGGGAGAGGAACCGCCAGAGGCUGGCAGACUGUGCUAUUGGGUUUGGGAAGGAUGCCAUUGGAGGAAGAAAUGGUAGAAUUUACUUGGUCACUGAUUCAGGUGAUGAUGAUGCUGUGAACCCAAAGCCAGGGACUCUUAGGCAUGCAGUGAUUCAAGAUGAACCCUUGUGGAUUAUUUUCCAGAGAGAUAUGGUUAUUCAGCUGAAGCAAGAACUGGUGAUGAAUUCUUUCAAGACUAUUGAUGGUAGAGGUGCUAGCGUUCACAUUUCUGGAGGACCAUGCAUUACUAUUCACUAUGCAACCAAUAUUAUCAUCCAUGGAUUACACAUACAUGAUUGUAAGCAAGGAGGGAAUGGUGAUAUAAGAGAUUCUCCUCACCACUCUGGGUGGUGGACUCAAUCGGACGGUGAUGGUAUUUCCAUCUUCACCAGCAAGCAUAUUUGGGUUGACCAUUGCUCGCUCUCUAAUUGUCAUGAUGGUCUGAUAGAUGCCAUUCAUGGAUCUACAGCCAUUACCAUCUCUAACAACUAUUUCACCCAUCAUGACAAGGUCAUGCUUUUGGGCCAUAGCGACUCGUAUAGUCAAGACAAGGACAUGCAAGUUACUAUUGCCUUUAAUCAUUUUGGAGAAGGGCUAGUGCAGAGAAUGCCAAGGUGUAGGCAUGGAUAUUUUCAUGUGGUGAACAAUGACUAUACUCACUGGGAAAUGUAUGCAAUCGGUGGGAGUGCUUCCCCUACCAUCAACAGCCAAGGGAAUAGAUUUCUCGCGCCUGAUGACAGGUCCAAGAAAGAGGUGACCAAACACGAGGAUGCACCGGAAAGCGAGUGGAGGGGCUGGAACUGGAGGUCGGAUGGAGACUUAAUGGAGAACGGUGCCUUUUUCCGGCAAUCAGGUGCAGGAGCUUCUUCAAGCUAUGCUAGAGCUGCUAGCCUGAGUGCAAGACCAUCUUCUUUUGUGGGUUCAAUAACCAGGACUGCUGGUGCACUUAGCUGCAGGAGGGGUUCUCGUUGCUAGCUAGAAUUAAUUAAUUAACAAAAAAAAAAAAAAUGAAGAAUUGAAAAUCACUAUAUUCCCUAGGCCUUAACUGGCCAAUAUAGUGUUCUAGUUGUGUCUCUUGUUUUUGACAACCUCUGUAAUUUGCUUGGAAAAACUUUAUUGGAUUGGACUACAUUGGCAAUCCUUUGUUUUGUUUAAAGUAAAAGCAAGAUCAGAUGUGUUGACUUUUUUA